AAGAUAAGGACAAAGUACGGUGUUGUUUACAAUAUAUCGAAUAUUACCGAUAGAUUUACUACUAUUCCUAACUUUUAAUAAUUAACUGCAAUUUGUUCAGGACAAGAUGCCACCAUCUGCAACACUAAUCCAGCCCUCGGGGGAAAUGUGGAAGAAGAUCAGGGAGGAGUUGAACGAAGACGUCAACACUAGAGACAAGGAUGUGGCCACUAUCAAGGAGUGGCUGAAAAAACAGCCUCAUCUUCCCGACGACUGGGAUAGUGAUCGUAUCAUGACAUUCCUGCGGGGCAGCAGCUUCUCCCUUGAGAAAUGCAAGAAAAAAUUGGACAUGUAUUUCACAAUGAGGGCUGCCUGCCCAGAAUUCUUCACUAAUAGAGACGUCACGAGGCCUGAACUUAAGGAUAUUAUGACCCGUGGUCAGGGACCACCACUGCCAGGUCUUACACCAAAUGGACGUCGUGUCAUCAUAGUGAGAUCUAGCGACAAAACCCUUGACACUCACCACCUAUACGACGCGUUCAAGAUCACCAUGAUGAUCGGCGACAUCAGGCUGAAGGAAGAAUACGAAGGGGUAGCAGGAGAUGUCUACAUUCUGGACGCUGGCAUCGUAUCACCGGCCCACUUAGCUAAAUUGUCGCUGACAACUGUGAAAAAGUUCUUUAUUUGCAUACAGGAAGCAUACCCGGUGAAACUAAAGGAAAUUCACAUAGUGAAUGCGGGACCCGUUAUCGAAACUGUCUUGAGCCUCGUGAAACCAUUCCUCAAGGAGAAAAUAAAGAACAGAAUAUUCUUCCACAGUGAUUACAACAGCUUAUAUAAAUACAUACCCCAAGAUAUUCUACCUGAAGAAUAUGGUGGUCACAUAGGCCCAUUGACUGAAAUUAACAGUAAGUUCAUUAAUAAUCACACUUACCAUUUUGUAACGUAAAGGAAUUAAAUAAAUUCUGCUUUGUUUUAAUUUUUUAUAAUUUUCUUAUGUAAUAUUUACAAGUGAUUUUUCCGCAACUUUUUCUAGAUAAAUUUUAACCUUUACCCCACCUUUAAUCUAUAUUUGAAAGAAUUUUUAAAAUCGUUCCAAUAGUUUCGGAGCCUAUUCAAUACAAAAAACAAUCAAAUCUUUCUUCUUAAUAUAAUCGUAGAAAAUAAAAUAUACACAUAUUACUCUAAUGAGUUUUCUGUUGUUUAGAAAAUUAAAAAAGUAGUUUGACAGGUUUAA
Diatraea saccharalis (sugarcane borer) is the source of this 1216-nucleotide messenger RNA. Lineage: Eukaryota; Metazoa; Arthropoda; Insecta; Lepidoptera; Crambidae. The record is from the annotation of a GenBank genome assembly.